Molecule: messenger RNA, 503 nt
Organism: Penaeus monodon (black tiger shrimp)
Lineage: Eukaryota; Metazoa; Arthropoda; Malacostraca; Decapoda; Penaeidae
Product: glycine-rich cell wall structural protein 1-like
Exons: 5
Coding region: 66-503 (145 amino acids)
Source: RefSeq, a predicted model, not a curated record
CAGGCCGGUCUUGGUCUCCCUGCAUUCCACUUUUCUUUGCUUCAGUUUGAGCUGCACUUGCCAUCAUGAGACUGGGCAUGCUUCUACUGUUCUCGGUGCUUUGGACGGCACAAGGUUUUCCUGCACAUAACGGUUGUGUCGGAAGACCAGGCGGUCCCCCAGGUUUAGUCAAUCCAUCUUUCCAACCAGUGGUAUUUGUACCCGUCUACUUGGCUUCUCCGGCAACUGGUCCAUGCGGUGGUCCAGGUCAAGGAGGUGAUGGUGGAAGUGGAGGAAGCGGUGGAAGUGGAAGCGGUAUCGGAAGUGGAGGAAGCGGUGGAAGUGGAAGUGGAACCGGAAGUGGAGGAAGCGGUGGAAGUGGAGGAAGCGGUGGAAGCGGAGGAAGCGGGAAACCUCAAGGACCGGUUCGAGAGGAUCACCUCUGGGCUAUCAGCCCAAGUAAUGUGCAUGCAUCACAUUUACGGAAACACCCAAAAGGGAACGACAGUUGCACAAAGGUCUAA